AUGGCCUCGCCCGCGCUCGACUUCAAGGACCUCGUGGUGCUCAUUACCGGUGCCGGCGGUGGCAUCGGCAAGGCCUACGCCCACUUCUACGGUGCUCGCGGUGCCAAGGUUGUCAUCAACGAUGUCUCGCUGGAGGCUGCCCAGUCUGCCGUUGACGAGAUUGUGAAGGCUGGUGGCCAGGCUGUCCCCGCCGUCGGCUCCGUCACCGAGGGCCAGGCCGUUGUUGACCAGGCUGUCAAGGCCUACGGCACUGUCCACGUCCUCAUCAACAACGCCGGUAUCCUCCGUGACACCUCCUUCAAGAAGAUGACCGACGCCCAGUUCGACGCCAUUGUCGCCGUCCACCUCAAGGGUGCCUACUCCAUGACCAAGGCCGUCUGGCCCCUCAUGCGCCAGCAGAAGUUUGGCCGCGUUAUCAACACUGCCUCGCCCGCUGGUGUCUACGGCAACCUUGGCCAGGCCAACUACUCGGCCGCCAAGAUGGGUCUCACCGCCUUCUCCAAGUCGCUCUCGAUGGAGGGUGCCAAGUACAACAUCACCUCGAACGCCAUCGUCCCCGUUGCCGCUUCCGCCAUGACUGCCACUGUCAUGCCCGAGGACGUCCUUCGCUCGCUCUCGCCCGACCACAUCGCCCCCCUCGUCGGUGUGCUCACCGCCAAGAACGGCCCCAAGGUCGCCGGCCGCAUCUUCGAGCUCGGUGCUGGCUUCUACUCGGAGCUCCGUUGGGAGCGUGCCGAGGGUGUCAUCUACAAGACUGACUCGUCGUUCACCGCUUCGGCUGUCGCCGCCCGCUGGGGCCAGGUCAUGGACUUCACCCGCAACACCCACCCCGUUCCCGGCAACCCCGAGGAGAUGUCUCGUGUCAUUGAGGCUCAGCCCUCGCUCCCCCCCAACGCCCAGGGCCCCAAGAUUGACUACAAGGGCAAGACCGUCAUCAUCACCGGUGCCGGUGCUGGUCUCGGCCGCACCUACGCUCUCUACUACGCCACGCUCGGUGCCAACGUCGUUGUCAAUGAUGUUUCGAAGGCCAACGCGGACGCCGUCGUUGCCGAGGUCAACGCUGCCGGCGGCAAGGGUGUCGCUGCUGUCUGCUCGGCCGAGGAGGGCGAUGCCAUUGUCAAGGCUGGUCUUGACGCCUUUGGCUCGGUCCACGCUCUUGUUUGCAACGCUGGUAUCCUCCGCGACAAGGCCUUUGUCAACAUGACCGAGGCCAUGUGGGACGAUGUCAUCAAGGUCCACCUCCGUGGUACCUACAGGUGCUGCAAGGCCGUCUGGCCCAUCUUCCAGGCUCAGAAGUUUGGCCGUAUCCUCGUUACCGCUUCGCCCAACGCCGUUUACGGCGCCCACGGCCAGGCCAACUACGGUACCGCCAAGGCUGCCAUCAUUGGCUUCUGCAAGACCCUUGCCAUUGAGGGUUCGCGCGCCAACGUUCUUGUUAACUGCAUUGCCCCCCGUGCUGGCACUGCCAUGACCGCCACUGUCUGGCCCAAGGAGAUGCUCGAGACCUUCAAGCCCGAGUUUGUCGCUCCCGUCGUCGCCUUCCUUACCUCGCCCGAGUGCACCGAGACUGGUACCUUCUACGAGACUUUCGGUGGUUUCGCCGCCCAGAUGCGCUGGGAGCGUACCCAGGGCGUUGCCUUCCCCAACGACAAGCCCGUCUCGCCCGAGGAGCUCGCUGCCAACUGGGACAAGGUCACCUCGUUCAAGCAGUCGACCCACCCCGCUUCGGCCGGCGAGUCGUUCAUCCAGAUCUCGGAGAACUUUGGCACCACCUCGAAGCCCAACCGCGAGUCGGAGAUCAACGAGAAGGACACUGAGGAGAUCAAGCACGCCAAGCGCAACCCUCCCCAGGGCCAGGACUUCACCUACACCCAGCGUGACGUCAUGCUCUACAACCUCGGCAUUGGUGCCCACGCCACUGAGCUCAACAACACCUACGAGAACGCCGAGAGCUUCGGUGCCCUCCCCACUUUCGGUGUUGUCCCGCAGUUCAUCUCGUCGUCGACCAUCGACCUCGGCAAGAUUGUCCCCAACUUCAACCCUGCCAAGCUCCUCCACGGCGAGCAGUACCUCAAGAUCCACGGCCCCAUCCCCACCGAGGGCACCCUCACCAACGAGCCCCGUAUCUUCGAGGCUCUUGACAAGGGCAAGGCUGCGUCCGUCACCACCAUUGUCGAGACCCGCGACAAGGCCACUGGCAAGCUCAUCUUUGAGAACCACUCGACCGUCUUCAUCCGUGGCUCGGGUGGCUUUGGUGGCCAGCAGAAGGGCGACGACCGCGGUGCCGCCACUGCCGCCAACGCUGCCCCCAAGCGCGCCCCCGACGCCGUCGUCGAGGAGAAGACCUCGGAGGACCAGGCGGCCAUCUACCGCCUCUCGGGCGACUACAACCCCCUCCACAUCGACCCCCAGUUCGCCGCCAUCGGCGGCUUCAAGAAGCCCAUCCUCCACGGCCUCUGCUCGAUGGGCUUCGCCGGUCGCCACAUCAUCAACACCUACGGCCCCUUCUCGGACAUCAAGGUCCGCUUCGUCGGCACCGUCGUGCCCGGAGAGACCCUCGUCACUGAGAUGUGGAAGGAGGGCGACAAGGUCCUCUUCCAGGUCAAGGUCAAGGAGCGUGACGCGCCCGCCCUGGCCAACGCUGCCGUCACCCUCGUCAACGGCGGCCAGCUCAAGAGCAAGCUCUAA
Molecule: messenger RNA, 2688 nt
Organism: Apiotrichum porosum
Lineage: Eukaryota; Fungi; Basidiomycota; Tremellomycetes; Trichosporonales; Trichosporonaceae
Exons: 3
Coding region: 1-2688 (895 amino acids)
Molecular function (GO): oxidoreductase activity
Source: RefSeq, a predicted model, not a curated record